Bufo gargarizans (Asiatic toad) is the source of this 1704-nucleotide messenger RNA. RefSeq names its product gastrula zinc finger protein XlCGF64.1-like. Bases 7 to 1095 code for a protein of 362 amino acids. The record is from RefSeq and is a predicted model, not a curated record. Gene Ontology annotation, cellular component: nucleus. Lineage: Eukaryota; Metazoa; Chordata; Amphibia; Anura; Bufonidae. The transcript has 4 exons. Gene Ontology annotation, biological process: regulation of transcription by RNA polymerase II. Gene Ontology annotation, molecular function: RNA polymerase II cis-regulatory region sequence-specific DNA binding; DNA-binding transcription activator activity, RNA polymerase II-specific.
GACAUCAUGAUGGAGGAUCACUGGCCCCUCAUAUCACCAGUAAAGAAGAAGAGAAGAACACCGGAGAUAUGUCCCAGUCCUCUUCUUCCACAGGAUGGUUCAGAAGAACAUCACAAUGUCCCACAGGAUGAUCAGCUUGUGAAUCCGGGUGAAGAUCUGAACAAUAUUAAUCCUACAGAGACAUAUGUGAGGGGUGAUGAGCAGAGUACAGAGGACAUUCCUACAGAUAACCGCCCAGAUGACUGUACCAGGAACUUAGAGAAACAUCUGGUAUCUUCAGAUUUUGAAGUAGAUGAUCGUGGUAUCAUAGAAGAUAUAUAUGAAGAGCAUGCCAAUAUCCAAGAUAUACCCUCAUCCAAUCACAGGAAAAAUGUAUUAUUUGAUCCUUUUAAACAGGUCCGAUCUUCUGAUUCAUCACAGACUGUAACGCAGAAUAAAAGUCACCGAAAAGGUGUUAAACAUCCAACAGCUCACGUAAGAGAGAAGACAUUUUCAUGUUUAGAAUGUGGAAGAUGUUUUAGAUUUAAAUCAGAAUUAGUGAGACAUCAGAGAAAUCACACAGGGGAGAAGUCGUUUUCAUGCUCAGAAUGUAGUAAAUGUUUUAAGCACAAAUCAGCUCUUGUUAUACAUCAGAGAAAUCACACAGGGGAGAAGCCAUAUCCAUGUUCAGAAUGUGGGAAAUGUUUUAAGCAGAAAUCCGAACUUGUUAUACAUCAGAGAAUUCACACAGGAGAGAAGCCAUUUUCAUGCUCAGAAUGUGGGAAAUGUUUUAAGCAUAAAUCAACUCUUAUUAGACAUAAUAGAGUUCACACCGGGGAGAAUCCAUAUCCAUGUUUAGAAUGUGGCAAAUGUUUUAAGCAGAAAUCCGAACUUGUUAUACAUCAGAGAAUUCACACAGGGAAGAAGCCAUUUUCAUGUUCAGAAUGUGGGAAAUAUUUUCAGGAUAAAACGGCUCUUAUUAGACAUCAGAGAGUUCACACAGGAGAGAAGCCAUUUUCAUGUUCAGAAUGUGGGAAAUGUUUUAACCAGAAAUCAGUUCUUGUUAGACAUAAAAAAACUCACAGAGAGAAGCCAUCUCCAUGCUUAGCCCUUUAGUGACCACCCUGUUUAUAUGGUAGUCAGUGUCGCUAUCUGGCUUUAUUCCAUCAGAUACUCCUUUUUAUAGGGAUAUAAAACAGAACAUUGCUUUGAGUUACCAGAGGUGUCUGAGGGCUUGGAAUGAUGAUUGGGACGGCUGUGAGAGCUCUCCAAAUACAUAUUGUCUCCUGUAUUGAAUGAAUACCGGUCAUCAAAGGACAGAUCCAGUUAAAAGUGAAAGUGUAUAAUAUAUAUAUAUAUAUAUAUAUAUCCCCUCUUAACAAAAUUUGUUUGGUGAGAGAAAAAAAUUAAAAAACCUAUAGGGCCUGAUAUAAAAAGAUAACUAUAUUCUUAUUCCAGCCCCAGUCUGUUCUACCAUUUAUAAGUAUUUGUAAAAUUAAAAACGUCUAUUAUGAGCUUGUCAAGAAACCAUCAGCUCUUACUGGGUUUCAUCAGUAAUGUGCAAGUUCUCCCAACAAGUGACCCAGAUGAGGAUUGCCUCAUUACAUAGAAGCCAUUACUCGCCCUCUUAAAGGAAUACCAUCUUAGUCUAUACACCCUGACCAAAAUGUACCUGUACAGUCGUGGCCAAAAGUUUUGAGAAUUACAUAAAUAUUGGAAAUUGGA